Triticum urartu is the source of this 2989-nucleotide messenger RNA. RefSeq names its product cytochrome P450, family 703, subfamily A, polypeptide 2 (gene CYP703A2). The record is from RefSeq and is a predicted model, not a curated record. Gene Ontology annotation, molecular function: iron ion binding; oxidoreductase activity, acting on paired donors, with incorporation or reduction of molecular oxygen; heme binding. Lineage: Eukaryota; Viridiplantae; Streptophyta; Magnoliopsida; Poales; Poaceae.
UCUAAUUCCUUUCUUUCUGCCGAAUUUAUUUCCUCUUUUAAUUUCAAAUCUGAGUUCCCAACUGCUCGUAAUAGCGGAUUACUUCUUCUUUUAAUUAUUUUAAAUCCGUGCCGAGCCUUCGCAUGCAACGCGGAGUUCUUGUUCCAGCCUUCCCAAUUUAAUGAGAAUGAACCCACCAUGUCACCAGCCAAUCAGCAGUCAUGCAUGCAUCCAUCAUAUAUUUAGAGCUCACAAUCAGUCCGCGCAUCCCCGUCCUCCCUUUCCUUUUCUCGAUUUGUUCCUUCAUUCUCUUUGUUUUUUGGGCUCUCGAGGCUUGCUGCUAGGUAACUUGUAAACGUAUAUAAACUGAUGAAACUUAGAGAAAAGGACCGAGGUGGGACUAUUAGAUAGUGAAACCAGAUUUUGUAGCAAAAGCGUACAUGCUCGGUUGGUUGUCCAGCGCCGCACCUGCUGCUGCCCUAUGCAGCUCGUUGCUGCUGCGCCCACCACCGCACGCCACUCCCUGCACCCACUGCGGCACCCCUGCUUGCGCUGCAGCCUCCUAGCGUCCGCUGCCGCCGCUCCCUGCUAGCGCUGCUAGCUGCUUGCCGCGCAUGGCCUUACCCCUGCUGGUACGUGCUGUGCUAGCUGCUAUUGCUUCUUCUUGCUGUGCUUCCGCCGCUGCUGCUUAGUACUUCUGCCGCUAGGUGCUGCUGCCGCUAGCUACCACUACCUCCUGCUGCUGGCUGCGGCUGCUUUGCUAGCUGCUGCCAGCGCCGUACCUCUGCCUGCUGCCGCGCCUAGCCGCCGCAUCAAACGCCCAGCCACCGCCGCCUAGCGCCGCCGCGCCUGCCUUUGCCCGCCGGGCGCCGAGCCACUUCCGCCGGGGCCGCUGCUGGCCGGGGCCUCGCCCUGCUCUGCCAUCCCCUGCGCUGGGCGCUGAGGCCGCCGACGCCUCCUGUGUCGUGCGUGCCGGCCAGUGGGAAGCCCAGUCGUGGCCACUGCAAAACGUGGCUGCUGGCCCAUUAGAGAAAUCUUAGCGACGCGGGCCAAGACAGAGGUCCAGCUGAGCAACCUACGAUCAACAACGUACGGAAAACGAAUCAGUGUCUUGGAAAAAACUCAAUGGGAUGAGGCUAAGGCUUCCACCGGGACCUCCAAGAUGGCCAAUCUUUGGGAACCUUCUCCAGUUGAGUCCUCUUCCCCACAAGGACUUUGCUCGAUUUUGCACCAAGUAUGGCCCCCUUGUCUAUCUUCGUCUUGGAACCAUUGAUGCCAUCACCACUGAUGACCCUGAAGUCAUCCGUGAAAUACUUAUCCGGCAAGACGAGGUCUUCGCUUCACGGCCUCGGACAUUGGCUGCUGUCCACCUUGCCUAUGGCUGUGGCGAUGUGGCUCUUGCUCCACUGGGGCCAAACUGGAAGAGGAUGAGGAGGGUUUGCAUGGAGCACCUGCUUACCACCAGGCGGCUUGAAUCUUUCGCUGCUCACCGAGCUGAGGAAGCUGAGCACCUCUGUGAGUUUGUAUGGGCUAAAUCCCAGUCAGGUAAGCCUGUGAAUCUCAGAGAGGUUCUCGGGGCAUUCUCGAUGAACAACGUGACGAGAAUGUUACUUGGAAAGCAGUACUUUGGGCUGCAGUCAGCAGGCCCUGGUGAAGCGAUGGAGUUCAUGCACAUCACCCAUGAGCUGUUCUUUCUGCUGGGCCUGAUCUAUCUUGGGGAUUACUUGCCUGCCUGGAGGUGGCUUGAUCCAUAUGGGUGCGAGAAGAAGAUGAGAGAGGUUGAGAAGAAGGUGGAUGAUUUUCACCAGAAGAUAAUUGAUGAGCACAGGAAGGCAAGGGAUGUCAGGAAGAGUGGUGCAUCCCUUGAUGAUGAUGGUGAUGAUAGCAAAGAAGGCAUGGACUUUGUUGAUGUGCUGCUCUCCUUGCCUGGUGAGAAUGGGAAUGAGCACAUGGAUGAUGUGGAGAUCAAAGCCUUAAUGCAGGACAUGAUCGCCGCUGCUACUGACACUUCAUCAGUGACCAACGAGUGGGUGAUGGCCGAGGUGAUCAAGAACCCGCGCGUCCUCCGCAAGAUCCAGGAGGAGCUCGACGCCGUCGUCGGCACCAGCCGCAUGGUGGUGGAGGCGGACCUCCCCCACCUGACGUACCUCCGCUGCGUCGUCCGGGAGUCCUUCCGGAUGCACCCGGCGGGGCCAUUCCUGAUCCCGCACGAGUCACUCAAGGCGACGACCAUCAUGGGCUACGACAUCCCGGCGCAGACGAGGAUCUUCAUCAACACCCACGCGCUGGGCCGGAACCCGCGCAUCUGGGACGACGUCGACGAGUUCCGCCCCGAGAGGCACCUCCCGGCGGACGGCGGGCGCGUGGAGAUCAGCCACCUGCCGGACUUCAAGAUCCUGCCCUUCAGCGCCGGCAAGCGCAAGUGCCCCGGGGCGCCGCUGGGCGUGAUCCUGGUGCUCAUGGCGCUCGCCAGGCUCUUCCACUGCUUCGACUGGUCCCCGCCCGACGGCCUCCGCCCCGAGGACAUCGACACCGACGAGGUCUACGGGAUGACCAUGCCCAAGGCCAAGCCGCUCAUCGCCGCCGCUCAACCGCGCCUGCCGCCGCAGAUGUACGGCUCCUGUCCUAGCCAUGGCAUGCAGAUGCAGUAAAACUCGAGCAAAACAUGCAGGGAUCUUAUUACAAGAAUGGUGAAAGAAUACAUACAUACAUACAUACAUAAGUUGAUACAUAUAUACUCUGAGAUAUAUCAACGUAGAACACGAUGAAUUGAAUCAUUUCCAGAGCAUUACUUGUCUCCUCUCUGUUCUUGCGUUCAUAGGUGUGCUAAUCAAUUAGAUCCUGUUCAUGCAUGAACAGAGAUAGUAGCUUUGUAGUACUAGAUGCACGGGCGGAGCUAGAUGCAGACUACGCCUGGGGCUAUGCUAUGUUGAGUGAUAGACUUCUAUGAUUUUUUAUGUUUUGCAUAAAGAAAUUACAAAGGAAGUUGUUUCUAGGCCUGGGGCUAUAG